Cucurbita maxima (winter squash) is the source of this 1265-nucleotide messenger RNA. RefSeq lists its product as uncharacterized. Gene Ontology annotation, molecular function: S-adenosylmethionine-dependent methyltransferase activity. The record is from RefSeq and is a predicted model, not a curated record. The coding region runs from base 208 to 1083 and encodes 291 amino acids. NCBI's taxonomy places the organism in Eukaryota, Viridiplantae, Streptophyta, Magnoliopsida, Cucurbitales, Cucurbitaceae. The transcript has 2 exons.
CCCAAAACCGCGUCGAUUUCUUCUUCCCCGCUUGAUUCUAUGCUGCUCUUCAAUUCUUCCAUUUUCUGAUUGAUAUGAUAUGAUAUGAUAUGAUAUGAUCUGAUCUGAUCUGAGGAAAUUUAGGGUUUCUGAAAUGCGGUUUUCGAAUCCAGAAUUCUGAAUCCUGUUCUAGGUCGAUUUUGUUUUUGGUGAGUUUUGGAGGAAAAAAUGGGUAAAAUGAUGAACAGUUCGAGUAGAGAUUGGACUCAGAUCUAUGCGAUCUAUGGAGUGGAUCAAUGGCAGACUAUAAUGUUUCUUCUUCUUCAUGCUGUUUUCUUCACUGCUCUUUCCAUUUUUUACCUUUCUUACUUCGAAUCCAUCUGUUCUUUCUUCGAGUUUCUCUUCUCUGGCGGUUCCGCUCGUUUCGCCGCCGGAUUCACCGGCUGCGUCACCGCUAUCUCCGCCUUCUGCCUCUUCUUCGCCGCCGCUAACAUGAUAUACUCCUCUCUCCCUCUCCACUACGAAAUGGCACUCCGGAUGGUGAACGCUGUUGCCGAUUGGUCAACCGUGAAGCACGCCCUCGACCUCGGCUGCGGCCGCGGCAUUCUCCUCAACGCCGUUGCGACUCAACUAAAAAAGGAGGGGAGUUCGGGUCGGGUCGUGGGUUUGGACCGAAGCAAACGGACGACACUCUCGACCCUCCGAACGGCGAAGAUGGAGGGCGUCGGGGAGUACGUCACGUGCCGAGAGGGUGAUGCGAGGCGGCUGCCGUUCGGGGACAACUACUUCGACGUGGUGGUUUCCGGUGUGUUCGUGCACACAGUCGGGAAGGAGCACGGGCCGCGCACGGCGGAGGCGGCGGCAGAGCGGAUGCGAGUUGUCGGAGAAUUGGUGAGGGUGUUGAAGCCAGGUGGGACCGGGGUGGUGUGGGACCUACUGCACGUUCCGGAGUACGUGCGGAGGUUGCAAGAAUUGAAGAUGGAAGAUAUAAGCGUCUCAGAGGGUGUAACGGCGUUUAUGGUCAGCAGCCACAUUGUAUCAUUUACCAAGCCACGUCAUCACUUUGUGGGGUCCGGAGAGGUCCGACUGGACUGGAGAUGCUGAUGUGGCAGUGACUUGUUGCCCUCGUCAGCUUUUGUUAAUUAGAGUUUUAAUUAUAAAAAAAAAUAAUGAAAUAGGAUGCAGUAAUUUGGGUAGGCGAAGCAGACCCAGAUGGUUCAAUGAAUAUAUACAUAUAUGUGUAUAUAUAUACAUUGAAAUAAAAUUUAAUUAUAUGAUUUUUUAUU